Messenger RNA from Manduca sexta (tobacco hornworm), 9792 nucleotides. RefSeq lists its product as uncharacterized. Gene Ontology annotation, molecular function: DNA-binding transcription factor activity. The record is from RefSeq and is a predicted model, not a curated record. Gene Ontology annotation, biological process: regulation of DNA-templated transcription. The coding region runs from base 182 to 7588 and encodes 2468 amino acids. The transcript has 5 exons. Lineage: Eukaryota; Metazoa; Arthropoda; Insecta; Lepidoptera; Sphingidae.
AAAUAACGGCAACAUCGCUAUUUGGCGUCCAUCUUUACUAUUUGAUGUGUUGUGUUUUAUAUCAAAAUUGUUAUAAAUAAUAUACUGUAACUUCUAAGAGAAAUUCUAAUAGAAAAAUAUAUUCAGAGGUUUUAUCUGGAGGUUAUUUUGAUAAAUGUCAACCUGCAAAUGAAAUGUGGUAAUGGAUAGGCUGAAUCAGUUGCGCGGUGCGGCGGGGGGCUCCGGCGACUCCACGCUCGACACCACGUCGCCGCCCAGCGAAGCCUUCAUUACCGCCAACGAGAGCUCCUCCAAAUACUUUUCUCUCUCAGAAGUUGACUCGACGUUCGAUAUAUCGCCGAUAAAGGACGUGUCGUUGGCGUCCGCCAGCGGCGACCCCGAGAGGACCAUCACUGACGCGGACGAGUUGAUAUCAGAACUGUCGCCCAUCACUAAGAAAAAUGAUAGAUUAGAUAGCUACAAAAUUGGUAAACAAAUAGAGGCAGCAAACAUUCUGUCGGGCGGUGUGGAUAUAUUUGAUGACAAUGAUAAUUCAUAUGAUGGUGAUGAGCUUGUUAUUGAUGACAAUGUAGAGCUUGACAAUAAGUCCAGCCCCGAAUUAAAGCAGAUUGAGCCAACUGAUAAUAUAACAGAACCAACUGUGAUGGAUGUGGAGACAGACAUAGCUAGUAAAGAUACAGAAGUGGUGCUACAGAUUGAUGGUAAAAAUGUUGACGCUAUAGAUAUUGGUAAUGGAUUAUAUUUAUACAGAAAAGAGGGUCAAGAGGAACUGGCAGCCGUUCAGAUCAUUGAUGACGACCAACAACAGCCCAGUUUCAAGUUUCUCAAAGUGCGAGAGAACACUGAGGGAAAUCUAGAAGUGUAUGAAGAGAUAGAGAUAGAAGUACCAAAAGAAGUGCCUGUAAAAGAAGGGAAAUCAAUUGAUAAGAACACAUCACAUGUGCCUAUCAAAGAUAUAAAUAAAGUUAUAAAUGAACCAUCAAGCAACAAAGUUGCUGAUAGAAUAAAUAAAACUCCACAAAAAGAGAUUGUAUUGACUGCAAGCGAAGUGGAAAGUGAAGUCAAAGAUGUAUCUGAUUCCAAAUCAGAAGUUAACUUGAAUGGGAAAAUGAUGAAAUUCAGUGAAUCACGCAAAUCUCCUGUUAUUGGCUCUUUCACACCUAUGACAUAUCACUCAACACCUAACAAAGAGGGCAUACCACUUACAAAAACUAUGGUGGACAUGCAGUUACAACCAAGCAGACAUUCAGAUAAUAUAAAGAAAACUAUUGAAGUUCACACUGAUAGUGGCAAACAGAAACACAAUGAAACGCCUAGUAAAAUUAAAGAUUCCAGUGAAGAUAUUAAGGAAAUUGAUAUAUCUAUUAUUGAUAAAGAAGAAACCACUUUAGAAGAUAGGGAGCCACAACAUAAGGAAGGUGAGACAACAGAGCUUGAGCCUGACAAGACUGAUAUGAUUAUGGAACAAGUUGACAAAAGCAAUGGCGCUAUUCCAAAUGAAAAACAAGAAACCAAUCAAAUUAAAACACCAGAAUGUGUUGUGGAAAGUGCUGACAUUAUUAUUGAUAAUGAAACUGAAGAAGAUAACUUAGUUCUUGUAACAGAUGAUUUACCUGAAGAUAAAGGAUUAACCCUUGAUUGUAAUAAUACAUUUGAAGAAAACAAUGUAAAAAAAUUGUUGAAUUUGCCAGAGCCUAAACUUAGUAUUGAAGAAAAAAAUAUACAAGAAAACAAAGAGCUAAAUGUUGAGGCACCUGACUCAUCGAAAAUUAUAUCUCAUGAGAAAAAUGAAAUAGAAGAUAAUAAAAAGUUGACUGAUAUCCAAGAAAACAGUGGAUUUGCACCAAUGACAUCAAGUUUGUCAAAAACCGAGGAAGCACAGGCUACAUCACUUACAACCACUAAAAUAAUGUCUGAGAAAUGUGAUGCUCAACAAGAAAUAAAAGAUGACAUUAUAGUAAAUAUUAUUAAAGAAAAUAAAGAGGAAGCUAAAGUUGCGAAAACUUCGACAGUGGUACCAGAUCGCCCUAUUGAUACAACAGAAAAUUUUAAUAGUAAUACGGAGAAAGCUUGUGUGGAAGAACAGCCUCAAAUGGUAUCUGAUAAAGAGCAGAUUAACCCUAAAAUGGCCGAACAGUUAGGCAGUUUAAAAGAAAAGAAUGUUAGUGAUGUUACGGAAGUCAAUGAUGGAAAAUGUAUAAAAAAUGAAAAGGUGGCUACUGAAGAUAUUAAAAAGGAAAUCAAUGAUAAAAUACAAGAGGAAAAUUCGACUACUACCAAAGCAGAAAAACAGGAAAUUACGGCAGUAGAAAUAAUAAAUAAAGUUGAUAUUGUAGUGAACAAAUCCCUGGUAUGUGAGAAAAGUGUGGAAAACCAGUUAAUGAGCACAGAGGAUGUUAAACCCACGACCACAUAUGAUGAUAAAAAUAAAUUUAAAAAUGAUAAAAAUAAAUUAAAAGAUGUUGAUUCUGAAGUCAAAGAUGUUAAAGAAACACGAAUUACAAUAUCUCAAGAAAAACAUACUGAUACAGUUCCAGAUAUAAAACAACUUAACUUAAACAUACCUAAAGAAGUACAAGUCAAUAAACAGAAUGAAAUAAAUCAAAAUUCAAAAGCUGUUAUAGAAAAGCUAAUAACUAGUAAAGCAGAGGAUAGUCAAGAAGCAAGUCGUUCAAAUAUUUUUUUACAAAGAAAUGUGGCUAUAGACACGACAAAAGAAAUGAAGGUGCCUUUGGAGGCUGACAGUAAACAAACUGUUGCUAAUAAUAAUGCUGAGAUGAAAUUAAAAACGGAGAAUACUAGUAAUAGCAGCAAGAUUGUGCCAACUGCUCCCAAGACAAAUAUAACUCUUAAUAAAACUACCGCAUCAUCUAAUGUAAAAAAUGAAACAUCUGACGGCAAAAAGGGAAUUUCUAAAGUAAGCCCCCAUGUAGAUACAAAACCUACUAAUAAUAAUAAUUCUGCUGUCCCAUUUGGUAAAUGGACAGAGGCUAAUAGACAAGAGUUUUUAAACAAAAUAAAAGAAGCCAAAGUACCCGUAAAUGUUUCAAACAGUAAACCAAUAAAAAAUUCGAAUGAUUUAAAUCGACGUGAUGUCUUAAAGAAAAUUGAUAGUCAAAGACAGUCUAAUAAUGCUGCAUCAAAAGCCCAAGAGUCCACGAAAAUUAAUAUUAAAAAUGAGAAUGUGUUUACUAACAAACAUAUAACUGUUGCUCAAGAACCUGUAAUGCACAACGUUAGCCUAGAUAGUAAAAUUCCUGUAAAAGUAGAUUCAACAGAAUCAAAAAAUAAAGAUGUUACUAAAAAAGUUGCCAGGCAAGAAAUUGUCAGUAAACCUCCAGUUGUGCCAAUAGUGACUCCAGUUGUGACACCAAGCACUGUUACAGCUGCUAAAAAAGAAGUAGUGCAAAGGAAAGCACUUAAUGCUCAAGACUUGAUAGAUAAAACCGUAGAAGGUAUGAUAAAUAAAGUAUAUCCAAUCAAACUUCAUGCAGUUGAGGGUAAAUCUACUUCGGCUAAAGAUUCUAAUGUACAACGAAAUGCCGAUGCAUUUACUAGUCAACCUAGUGCUGUCUCACCCACAACUUUAUAUGCGAUUGAAAUGAAAAUGAAUGAGUUGCACGGAAUCCCAUUUAUAGAGAGACCGCCACACGAGUUACCUCGACCACACAACCCGCCUUUUAAAAAUUACAACAAGGGGGAUAAGGAAAAACCCAUAGAAAACAAAGGAACAAAAAUACCGAAUCUCUUACCAUUUUCCAGUAAGAAUCCACCUAAAGUGAAAGAAAGUUCAGUAGAUGUUGAUUCGGAAGAAGAAAUAUUAGAACAUGAGCCCGUCACGGGUGAUACAGAAAUGGCUAAGAAAGUUAUUCCGUCUAAUCUUGCUCUUAAAGAAAAAAUAGGGACUGUCGACUCUGAUUCUAAAAUUAAUGUUGAACCUCCUAAAAAAGAAACCAUUAUAACAGAAAAUGAUUUUGAUAAAUUUGCGAGACGAAAUUCGGUAACGUACGAAAACUGUAUUACUAUGAAUUUUGACGGGAAAGAGCAGCACAAUGUUAUUCAAACGGUAGUGGAAAAGGAUAUUGUAAAAACCAAUCUCAAAAAUGAACUGUCGGGUGUCGAAACUACCCCAAAACUGGCUCCAAAAACACAAACUGUACGCCAGAAUACAAAUACAAGUAAACUUCAGUUGGCGCCAAAAGUAGUCUCCUCCAAUGAUGACCCUUCCAAUAAGAAUUAUCAGUCUAAACUACAAAUAGCUUAUCAGUCAGCAUUAACUGCGAAACGCCAUUUAGAGGGUCCAAUAACAGUGAUUGAAGAUAAACCUGUCAAAGUAGUUUAUGUGGAUGCGAAUCCAGAAUUUAUAGCAAGCAAGUUGAAUGUGCAGGGUCAAAACUUGUCUCCUGCUAAGAAAAAUGUUCUAGAAUUAGAUUCCGUAAACACUAGCGAUUCAUUAGACAAUGAAAUGGUCGACACAAUUGAUGACAAAUUACAGGAUGAUUCAAAGCCUAAAACCAAACAUCAGAGAAAACAAGUUUUAACUCCAGUAGAGGCCCCGGAAUUAGAACUGAUUGAGCCAGGAGAUUUAGGAAUUGAAGUUUCCCCCAAAAAGAAAAGAAAAACGGAAGACGCUCGUACUGACAAAGCCGCGAAAAAUGUAAUUCAUAAAAAGUCAUACUUACUUGGCCGCACUCCAAUUGUAGAAGAUAAGGUGCCUAAACAACCAGAAGUCCUGAAAAAUCCUGUAAAGGAGCCUAUAUACCGAAAUGACAAUAUAGGAAGUAAAGAUACCGUCACGGCAUUAGAUAAUUUAGUCAAAGCUGCUGAGCUUUUAGAAAAUCAAUCUGAAUCCAUGAAUACAAGUAUCGAUACAAAUACCGAAAGCCAGCCUAGUACACCUGUUAAAAGGGGAAGAGGUCGGCCAAGAAAAUACCCUCUACCCGAAGGUGCUGUAGAGAAGGUUAAAGUCCCCACCCCUCAAAAGAAACCCCGACUGAUUGAUGCUAAACUAACCAAACGUGAUACGACGACAGAAGAAGAAGAGACUUCUGAUGAAGAAAUUGUCAAAGAGAAUUGGACAAUGGGAAAAAUAAAUGAAAACAUUGUGUGCCCUAUAUGCAAUAAAUUAUUUAGAUCUGAAAAUGUAGUUUUCAAACAUGUGAAACACUGCACUGGACCAUCGCCGAACCGUUCUGAUGCAGAAAAAAGGAGCGUAAGGCGGGUCAGACAAUCACAGGAGUCUGACUCGAAGUCAGAAGACAUGGAUAUUGAUGACGAAAUAUCAAAAGACAUAAAGAAAUACACCCCAAAGAAACGAAGAUCCAAAGAUUCUAGUAUCAAAUCUGAUACUGAUAAAGAAGAUAUUAUUGUUAUCGAAGACACGCCUGUCAAAGAUAAAUCCGAAAAAGAAGAUGAUAGAAAACAUCACGAGUCUAGAAAAUUAUCAAAGACUAAAAUUCACAAUAGAAUCGUAAACAAUCUUGUGUGUGAAUUCUGUGGGAAAACUUUCAGGCAACUGUCUUAUUUAGCAAAUCAUAAAUUACAGCAUAAGAAAGAAGAUGCUAAGAAAACGGAAAAAAAUAGCCAACCGUCGAAAUCCGUUCUCAGUUGUGAAGUUUGUAAGAAAGAAUUUAGAAAACUGCAUCAUCUGGCGCAACAUCGAUCCAUCCAUAAUGUGCCAACAGUUUCAUCGAGGCUAUCGAGGAAAAGUUCAUCGGAACAAGAGGAAACUAAAUCUGAAAAAGAGGAAAAUUCAAAACAAAAUGAUGAUCCGAGCGCGGGCUUUAGAUGUGAGCCAUGUGACAAAUCAUUUAGAAAGCUGCAUCACUUAGUUGAACACAGGGAGACCCAUGAUGGAAUCAACCGACAGAAGAUUGCUACUACUGUACCGACGGUGGUUGAAAAAAUAACACCGCCACCUCAGUGUGAUAUAUGUAAGAAAACUUUCAGGAAGUUACAUCAUUUAAUAGAGCAUAAAGAGCAACAUCUUGAAACAAGCUCCGAAAAAUCAGAUGACAAAAGUGUGAAGAGUUCAUUGUCCACAAAGGACAUUAUACACGAAUGUCCACUCUGUUAUAUGGUAUUCCCUAAUGAGCAUUCUCUGAAUAAACAUCAUAUUAUUUGUCAAAGAAAAAAGCGGCAAUCAAAACAGCCGAAACCUAUAUUGGAAGACGGCGAGACACUUGAUAUGGACGAAACUGCAAAGUCAGAAGAGAGUAAAUUUGAAGAUAAUGAUGAACCUGAAAUAAUUUCUGAGGAAGUAAAAGUUAUUAAUCUGGACAAAGAUGAUGAGAAAGAGAAAGUAGAUGCGCCAUUACCAGCAGAAAACAUAAAUAUAAUAGAAAUUAUUGAAAAUCCGCCCCCGGCGGAAGUAAAAGAGAUUGCCGUCAAAGACCAAGAAAUACCAGAAGAGGAGGAAGAAAUUAAGAACCCUACUCCUAAAUACACAACCACUAAAGUUGAAGUGCCUUCUGAAAUUAUAGAAGUCAAAAUGAAAAGUGAGGAAAAGGAAAGUCAAAAGGAAGUGGAAAAAGUCCAAGAUGUGCCUAAAAAGAAAACGCCUGCCAAAAGCAAGGUUAUAGCAACUGCUAUAAAGCGACAAAAGCUUAGUACUCCAGCCCCAACAGAAACAGACAAAUCUCCAAUGGAAACGAGCGACGACGACGAAGUUCGUUACAUGCUCAACCCUAAUUUCAAAGCUGACGACACUUCAGAAGGCAAGGUAUUUAUGAAGGUUCGUGCUAAGAAACGGAAUUCUCUUCAGAUCGAACGACCGAACUCUAAGGAUUUAAUCAAAAGAAGAACUUCACUACAGCAUCCACCUAAAAUACCACGUCUAAAGCCAAAACCUAUUGAACCGAAAGUGACAACAUCGGUUAUGAGAAAUCCUGCAAAGCCUCCUAAACUAGAGCCAGUGCCUUCGACAGACUCGGACGAUAGCGACGUCAAAUACUCUUUCCCCAAACAAACACCAGAGAGGACAACACUAAGAGAACGUUCAUCCAGAGAGCUCGAGAGGAAGCCGCAAAGAAAAUCUUUGACGGAAAAAAGAAAAACAUUAAGUGGUAUCGCCAAGCGGAAAUCCUUGGGGAAGUCUGCUGGAAUCCGACACAAGGAAGCUGCCUCGCCGCCUAAACCAGUCAAAAGACGUACAACGGAAGUGGGCCAUCGGUGCGACUGUGGGCAGUUAUUCAGCAGCGCGGCGCUGCUGUCGCGCCACACCAGCCUGGCGCACACACCGCCGCGGAUACGCAAGAGGAGGUCUCCGCCGCCCGACGUCGCCAAGCCCGCCAUCAAACCGCCGCCCAAAAAUAUCGACAAGCCCAAACAGACUGUCGGCUCGCGAAAGUCCAGCGUCAGAAGUGACACCAGCACUUCAAACACUAAGUCAACCGUCACAACAAGGAAGUCGAGCGUUAAAACCGAUGCCAAAACACCAACAGACACUCGCAAAUCGAUUAAGCCUGUCGAAAAGGUUGAACCUAAAACAUCAAACGCCCCGAAUGCGAAAGGUAGGAGGAGUAUCGCCACCAGGACGACCGCCAUACCGGACAAGGGGAAGAAACCAAUGCAGAAAUCAAAAAUAUGAAAAGGCAAAGCCCUUGGUUGAGAAGGACCAAGGCCGUCAACACGUUUGGACUGAUUUCCUGGCAUGAAGUAAACGUAGCGUAAGCCGCUAGCUAUAGAUGAUAUCGCGCAUCACACGCUCAUGAUAACGCAACAGACGGACCAUUGUAUCAUAGAAAUAUUUUUACAAUUUUGGUAAAUUUAUGGCGUCGGAUGAUAAAGAAAUAUUUUUGUGGAGCGAGUCGGUAAGGCGUUGAUCUUGUCUAUAUGUAAAUGGGAAUUAAUGUUAUAAGUAUAUUUUGUCAAUUUGUUCUAGAUUAUAGGUUUAUAUGUAUGUGUAAGAGCGAUAUUUAUGUUAACAUUAGAGUUAGGUGCAUGUUUAUGUUCGGUAACAUCUUAUAGAUUGUUUAGCACAGUGCAAUUCAUUUAAAUCAUAAAUAAAUAUAUUAUGAAAUCACCAUUAUGAUAGCAAUAAAUGCAUAAAUACUUCUGUUACGGUUUUAGAUCGUUACCUUUAAGAUGAUAGUCGCAAAAUGUCUAUUUUUAAACGUUUCCAUGAUAUAAAUGUUAGAAUGUUACUUUUGUGAUUGUAGGUAAUCGUCAAAGUAAUUUUAUGAGCUUAACAUAAUGAAAUGUUGUUGAUUUAUGUAAUUAAACAAAUGUAAUAUAGAACAUAUAUAUGAAUUCACGAGCUUCCCCUGUGUACAUACAAUGUUCGUUUACGGCUUAUAGGACAGAUUCAUCUUUAACAUAAGGGAAUAAAUACUAUAAUAAAAAAAAAAUGAGCUGGUCAGUUAUUUCUGAUCGGUGUUGUUUAUAAAUAUAUAUUAUAAAUAAUUAAAACAGAAUUUGGAUAAAUUUAUUAUAAUACAGUAGAAUAAUAUUACAUAACUCACGACUGAGCACGGGCGUACAAAUGAGGGCCGAGGAGACGAUAUCAAAAUUUAUAUCAGAUAAAGUUUCGACAAUACACGGAAGCCUUUUUGUAUUAAAUUAUACGAAUUUCGUUGUAAAGAUUUAUAUAUAAUUAAUAUAUUUUUGUUUGGGGAUAGAAUGAAAAGAAAUAGCUAUCGCUCCGUCGCUUUCAUUGCAAGGAUUGCCCCCGUGAUCAUUUUGAACAGUUUUUCCGUGCUAGCCCCUAGUUACGGAUGCUAAAUUGUUAGGAGUACUUUAUUUGAUACACCAAAUGUAAUUUAUAUGGAAUCAAUUUAAUAAAGGUGCGGUACACCGCCCAUGGUAAUGGGUGGUAACAUAGUCUUGCGAGUAACAUACAAUGCUACUCAAGUUAUAGUGAACUAGGACCAAAAUAUAUCAAUUUUCUCUGUUUGUAAUAAUAUAUUAUGUUGUUUUUAAUUUUAAAUAAUGUUUAUCUUACUCGUGACUAACAAUUGUAAUUAAUUUCUAAACAAAAAAUAAAGUAGACCGUCUCGUGAGAUUUAUGUUUUAGAAGCAUUUAACAUAUUACAUUUUAUAUAUAAUGUAGAUGAUAUCAUUAUUUUUAAUAUGAAAAUGCAAUUUUUAAAAGGGUUAUUAUAAAUAAAUUGUCUAAAAGUUGGCCCGUUGCUUUCUUUAAUCCUCCUUUAAGAAGACUUUUUGCAAUAAAUAAUUGUUCCAUACAUUCUAUAAUACAAUAAUUCUCCGAUGUAUUCAUUCGUGCGAGUCAUGAAAUGGCUUUCGCUGGUAAAAUAUCUACAUCUUGAUAGUCUGUUCAAAUCAUUUUACUAUAGAUAUUUAUUUCAGAUUCCAUUCUACCGUCAUUGUACUCUCAUCUGCCAGAAUUUAGAAAAACAUUUCUUUCAUUACUUUUAUAUUGAACGACAAUUAGUGAGCUAAUCUAUCGAGAUCUGACUUGUCCAUUAUUUCCUUUGCUUUAAACAAAUCUUGUGAAUUACCAAGUCUCCUCUCUUAGAUCAACGAGUUAUUGACCCAAGUCUUCUUUAUUACAUUUGAUUAUGAACUAAUAAGGAUUACAAACUAAAUAUCUGCAGAUUCAUUGAAUUAACUACUGUCGAGUUAUGAUUUCUACCUAUGAGAAAAUGUCAAGUGGUUGGAAAGCAUUUGCACAAAUAAGUUUUAGACAAUUUGUUAUAAUCAGGUUUACUUAUUUCAUUUUUAUUCAAUUUGUUAAAUAUGUAUUCGAAUAAACUCGCGACAUUUUAAUGUUUUACUCAGGUUUUGUUCAAGCUUCGAUAUAGAUGUGCUAUGAAUAAAGAAAAUUCAAAUUCA